AUGGGCGAAGUUCCAGAAGCUUUGCGAUCCUCCGUCGUGCUCUUCCUGUCCUACAAAGACCUCAUUAUCUGCAUCGCAAGCUCGGCCCUGGCGGGGAUCGGCGUUGGUUUCUUCAGCUGCCUGCUCUCCAGCGCUGAUAAGCAGAGGCAGCUGAACGGGGGCAAGCACACAGACCGCAGCCGAAUUCGCUGCGUCCUGGGUGCCAUAGGUUCCACCAUCUUCGGCAUCCUCUCCCUGGUGGGCCUCAACUAUGGCCCGGUGGCCCUCGUCGUGGUUGUACGAGCAGGGGCUACCCUGCCUGCGAACGCACUCUUCAGCCAGGUCUUCCAGAUCAGGCCGCUGACUUCCAGUGAUGCCUUAGGCACCCUUGUGACUCUGUCAGGCGUCGUUUGCUUCACGCUUUUUCAGGGUGAUCCUGGACCAGAGGUCACGGCAAGUCUUUUUGUUCAACUUCUUCAGCGCCCGGCGGCCAUUGUGGUCGGUGGAGCCGUACUUCUGGCUCUGCUGCUCUCGAUCCUAUACAUGCUCCGAGAGCGUCUCCGCGCCAGGAGCUGCUUGCUUCGAAGACAUCAUUCUUCAGGCAGGUGGCCGAUCUUCACCCGGCGCCUCCCAGGACGAAAGAAGGAGCAGAGGUCCGAGAGUACCAGUGAGGAGGUUCGGAGUUCGGACGAGGACUCGGCAACCGCCAGGACGUUCAAACGGCGCUUCUGGCGCCAGGAGACCAUCGAGGUGUUGGCGGUCUGCACCGUGACGAGCACCAGCAGCGCCGCCAUGGACGUGGCAGCAAAGGGCUGGGCGGCUUCCCUGAAGCUUGGCCCGGCCCGGGCUCUGCAGUCGGAGCUCUUCUGGAUCUCCGUCGUCGCCAACCUCCUCUUCCUGGUUGGAAUGCGGGCAGGGACGAUCAUCGGGUGCCACCGCUGUGACGUCCUCCUCUUCAUCCCCUGCUCCACCGUCAUGAACAUCUUCGUGAGCGUAGCAACGGGCCUGGUGGUGCUUGAGGAGUGGAAGGAAGUGAAAUCCUGGACGGGGCUGGCCUCGAGCUCUUUGACCGUCUUGGGCGGCAUCAUCAUGUUGGUCACAGGCCCGGCGGAGGGCGACAACGAGAGGUCGGCAAAGGACUCCGACUCGGAGACCCUCGAGGCCACCGGCUCCGAGGACUUCGAGGAGCCGAGCUGCGUCUGUGAUGCAGUCGAGAUUGAUGGAUCGGAUCCCGAUGAUCCGGACGAGACAGCCAUGGCGACGACAGUCUCGUUUUCAAGCCUCCUCUACACCCACAAGAUGCAUGCUUUGGCCAGCAUGAAUAAGAACCACUCCAGGGCUGCCUUUUACCGCGACUGCAUGCAGAAAGGUUUGAGGGCCCUGAAACCGGAGAUGCGCUUCGUUUCCGCGCCGGAUCUGCGCGGCCUGGAGGAUGAUCAUGCAUCAGCGAGCAGCUCUCGAGCGAGACCGAAAGGUUAA
This is a messenger RNA of Symbiodinium sp. CCMP2592, 1458 nucleotides long. The record is from the annotation of a GenBank genome assembly. Lineage: Eukaryota; Dinophyceae; Suessiales; Symbiodiniaceae.